Messenger RNA from Thyridium curvatum, 2631 nucleotides. RefSeq lists its product as uncharacterized. Gene Ontology annotation, biological process: regulation of DNA-templated transcription. The record is from RefSeq and is a predicted model, not a curated record. NCBI's taxonomy places the organism in Eukaryota, Fungi, Ascomycota, Sordariomycetes, Thyridiales, Thyridiaceae. Bases 1 to 2631 code for a protein of 876 amino acids. The transcript is spliced from 3 exons. Gene Ontology annotation, molecular function: zinc ion binding; oxidoreductase activity, acting on NAD(P)H; DNA-binding transcription factor activity, RNA polymerase II-specific.
AUGGCGACAGCGACUCUCCCAAUGCUUCCGCCGUCGCGGCAGGCCAUAGUGCAGUCGGCCAAAAGCCCCGGGACGUUUGAGCUAUGCUCCAACCUACCCAUGCCGGACGUGCCGCCCGACCAUGUUCUCAUCAAGGUGAAUGCAGUGGCAGUGAACCACUGCGACUACAAGAUGCCGGCCAGGGUGCCGUGUCCCGGCGCGGUUGACGGUUCUGACUUCUCCGGCGUCGUGGUGCGCCUCGGCGAGUCCGUGGCUCGCACGCCCGGCGGCCUGCGGAUCGGCGAUCGCGUUGCCGGGGCCCAGAUGGGAAACCAGCGCCGCCGGCCCUGGUCGGGCGCCUUUGCCGAAUACAUUUCCGAGAAGGCCGACAACAUCUGGCGCGUGCCCGAGCGCCUCUCCUGGGAACAAGCGGCCUCGAUCGGCUGCGCCGUGACCACCAGCGUGGGCAUGGCGCUCUGGUGGGUGAUGAAGCUGCGCGGGACGCCCGAGAAACCAACCCCUGAUCCCAAGUUCAUUCUUGUCUACGGGGGUUCUACUGCCAGCGGCACUUUUGCCAUCCAACUGCUGAAGCUUGCGUUCCCGCUCAGCUCGGGCUACCGCGUCGUAACAACCUGCUCUCCCAAGAACUUCCAGCUGGUGGAGGAGUACGGUGCGGAGAAGGCCUUUGAUUACCACUCGCCGACGUGCGGGGAGGACAUACGGGCAUACACCAAGAACUCGCUGGAAUACGCGCUGGACAUCAUCACGGAGGCGCGGACCAUCCGCCAGUGCUACGCGGCCAUUGGCCGUGGUGGCGGCAGAUACAUUGGCUUUGAGCUCCUGCCGGAGGACCUGAUGGCCACGAUGCGGAAGACGGUCAAGCCGACAUGGGUGCUGGGGCUGGAGGUAGUCGGGGAGGAGUUGGACCUCCCCGGAGGGUAUUAUCGCAAGGAGAACCCUGAACUGCAUGCCUGGAUUCAUGUGUGGAUCAAGGAGUUUGUCGCCUUGUAUGAGGCCGGGAAGCUAAAGCCACAUCCCAUGCAGGUGAAUCCGGGUGGACUGCCAAAAGUGAUGGAUGGCAUCGGGUCUUUGCAGCGCAAGGAGGUCUCAGCCCAGAAGCUGGUGUACCCGCUAUCCAAGUGCCGCAGUAUCGGUCUGGUCACUACGAAGUCGCCUUCUCCUAUCUCCAUCCCUGGACAGGACGCCAAUAUGCUCAAGACGGCGGUCAAGCGCUCUGCCUGCGACCAGUGCAGAGCGAAGCGAAUACGGUGCCUCCGCGCCGAGAACAGCACGGCCGCGUGCGCCCGCUGCUCCCACAUCGGUGCGCGAUGCGUGACAGGCGCGCCUGGUCAUCCCGGGAGACCGCCCAAGCGGCGCCUCGUCGAUGACAACGGCACGCCCAGAGGCAGCCCCGCGGCGAGCCCGGCCGACGUCUCCUCGCCCGGCACGGGGCGGCGGCACCGCGCGUCGGCUUUGCGAGACAUGAACCAUGUCGAGGCCUAUGCCCCUGCGAUGGUAGCGGAUCCCGCACCGUUCGGCGGCACGACUGCAAGAGCGUCGCGGUGCAAGGUAGACAUGCCCGCGCCGUGGGACGGGCGGCUAGACGGCAUCGCGGGAUCGGACCUCGCAGGUUCCAAGUCCGCCGUACAUCCACAGCCGCCAUUACCUCACGGUGGACCCCAGCCGAACUUCUGGGGAGCGCCAGGCGACGGCCCUGCUUUCUUUGACUCCCCCUCGACCGAGGAUAGCCUUGCGUCCGGUGAGGAUAUCCUCGCCAUGGUGGAUCAGCUCAGCACUCCACCGCAACUUCAGGGACUACUCGGUACAAACGAUGAACUCGACGCGAUGCUCCAUAUGGACCAAGACUCUGGCGGCACCGGUCUCAACAUGGAUAUUAUUGAUCCUCUUCUGGGGCCAUGGGACAGGGCCGUUCUUCCCUCGAGUCCCCCACCACAAUCCCCAAGCCCAGCAAGCUCGCUGAUGCGGUUCCGAGAGGAGAUGGAGCAACGCAAUGCCGUGGUGGACGCAUACUUCUCAGACCCCCUCAAAGUCGUGCAGGGCUGCAAAGAGGAGGGUGCGGGUGAGGAGGGGGCCGAGAAUCCAGCUGCGUUACUCCUUACGUGCAGCAAAGAGUUCAUCGACAUCAUCCAGAGCCUGACGCCGGUGGCGGCGCCGGGCCAGAUGCACAUGCAGAGCGAGGAUGCGCUCAGCACAGAGAUCGUGCUCCUCGCUCUGUCGAGCUACCUUGCAUUGAUAAGACUCUUCGACUCGCUGUUCUACACCAUCUACAAGCUCAUCUGCGAGAUGCCGCCAGACUCGUUCAAGUCGGUCAAGGUCAAGUCGGUGCUCCGCAUUGGAGGCAUCUCCUCGCUUCAGGACAUGCCGCUCAAGACGUAUGCCACAGGCAUCCUCGAUGCCAUCCAGGGCCAGAUGCGGACCCUGGAGCGCUGCAUGGGGAUUCCGACCGAGUGCUGUCUCUCAGGCGAGGCGACUGCACCGCCGACGCAGGGGAUAUUCUCCCGUGCAGAUCGAGCGCAGCUGUUUUGGGCGGUUAUGUCACAGGAGGAUGUCAAGUCACGGCGGGGAGGCAAGUCGUACGCAGAGUCGAUACGGGCCAGUAUCCAGGGUUCAAUGAGGUUUCUCGAGGACUAG